Messenger RNA from Musa acuminata AAA Group (dessert banana), 4219 nucleotides. RefSeq names its product autophagy-related protein 11-like. Gene Ontology annotation, cellular component: Atg1/ULK1 kinase complex; phagophore assembly site membrane. The transcript is spliced from 5 exons. Lineage: Eukaryota; Viridiplantae; Streptophyta; Magnoliopsida; Zingiberales; Musaceae. Gene Ontology annotation, molecular function: protein kinase binding; molecular adaptor activity. The coding region runs from base 586 to 4056 and encodes 1156 amino acids. Gene Ontology annotation, biological process: reticulophagy; piecemeal microautophagy of the nucleus; positive regulation of protein phosphorylation. The record is from RefSeq and is a predicted model, not a curated record.
UCCUUCCUUUCUACCGAUUCCCAAAACGAGAAGGGAAUAAGGCGGAGAAGCGUCCGUGUGCGUGUUUUUAUUUCCUUCUCAAUCCGUCCGGCCAGCCUCUCCCUUUCUUCAUCCGAUCGACACACGCACGACGCCUCCUAAUCCCAAUCUUUAUCCCAACCCUGCAAGUAAAUCCGCUCCCGAGAGGUGGAGAGGGAGACGGCUUCUAACAAAUCCGCCGGCACUGCCACCUGGGAAACGUUUUGGAUUCGGUCUCAUCCAUCGAUCUAUCUUUGAUUCCGAGAAAUCGUCGAUUUCCCUUCGCAUACCCUAGCCUUUUUUUGCUUCGAUUGCUGUGGCACAAGAACCCUGUUCUCUCCGUCUCCCAUUUUCUUUUCUCCCCCCUUUUCCGACUUCCGAUUCCUUUCUUCUUGAUUUACAUACAGCCGAGGCUGGUAGUUGUGGGAUUGGGGAUCGAAGAGAAAAGGGUUCUUUUGGCCAUCGUUCUGGAAAAGUUUGGAUUUUUAGCGGCUGGUUUCGGUUCUAGGGUUCCGGUUUUAGGGGUGGAGGGAAAGAAGGGAAAAGGGGGAAGGGCAAGGGAGGAAGAUGAGUUGCGGGUCGGCCGUCACCUCCACCACCAACGAGGGGUUCGUCCUCGGGCGGAAGCUCCUGGUCCACGUCGCCGAGAACGGGCACAGCUUGGAGUUCGAGUGCGACGGCGCCACCCCCGUCGAGGCCAUCCAGCGCUCGAUCGAGGCCCUCUGUGGCGUCGCCAUGGCCGACCAGCUCCUCCUCUGCCGCAACACCUCGCUGGACGCGCAGCAGUGCUUGUCAUACUACAAGCUUCCGCAGGACGAUCGCGAGGUCUUCCUAUACAACAAGGCCCGACUCCACGCUGACUCCCCACGGCCACACCCCGAAGCCAUUGACGCCCCGAAACUCGCCCUCCCUCCUCCGCCUUCCCGGACCCAGGAUUCGCACCCUUUGGACAAUGCCCCGGACCCGGCCCUCAAGGCAUUGGUCUCUUACGAGCGCCAGUUCCGAUACCAUUUCCAGCUCGCAAAUGUUGUGUAUACAUGCGCUCAGGCAAAGUUGGAGAUCUGCAAGAGGUUGCUGAGGGAGCAACAGGUGCAGGGGAGGGCAUUGGAGACGGCUCGAGGCAAUCUGGAACACACGUACAGGAAGCUACACCAGAGGUACACGGAAUUCGUCAAGUGCUUUUCCCAGCAGCACAGGAACCAUUCCGAACUCCUGGGUAAUUUUGAGAGGGACUUGGAGAGGCUGCGGUCCUUGAAACUCCAUCCGAGACUGCAGUCUGGGAACCGCAAGUGCUUGUUUGAUCUCGUGAAGGAGGAUGACCUGAGAAAGUGGGUUGAUGUCUGCUUCAAUUCCCACCGGCAGUUUGAACUUAAAGUUUCGCAGCUGAAGACAAACUUUGGCGAACUCAAGAGAAAAUUGGAUAGUCUACUCUCAUCCAUGAACUCAGCUGGUUGGGGAGAAUUGGAACAUGCAAUUAAAAAUCAUCUGAAGGUUCUUAAUGACCAGAAGAGUGUAAUGCAGUCAUUGAGUAAGGAUGUCGACACUGCAAAGAAACUUGUGGAUGAUUCAGGUCUCCCACUGUCUGAAACACUUCGUCCUCAUGAUGCAGUUUCUGCCCUUGGCCGAAUAUAUGAUGUUCAUGAAAAAAGUCAUCUUCCAAAUGUGCAGAAUUGUGAUCAUGUUAUGUCAAAGUUACUUGAUAAAUGCAAGGUUAAGAAAAAUGAUAUGAAUUUGUUGGUUCAUCUCAGUAUGCAAAAGGUCAAAUCUGUUCAGUUUGGCAUCAGAGACAUGAUGAAUGAACUUCAUGCAUUUCAAGAGGUAAUGGGACAUCAGGACAAAGAGUUUGAAAAUUUAAAAUUUGUCAAUGGUGUGGGACAGGCAUAUAGAGCUUGCCUUGCUGAAAUUGUAAGAAGGAGAUCUUCUUUGAAGUUAUACAUGGGCCUAGCUGGACAAAUGGCCGAAAGGCUUGCAACAGAGAGAGAAUCGGAGAUCAGAAGACGAGAGUUGUUCUUCAAAACAUGGAGUAAAUACAUUCCAAAUGAUAUAUUAGCAGCUAUGGGAUUGUUUGAUUCACCCAGUCAAUGUGAUGUCAAUAUAACUCCUUUUGAUACAAACUUGUUGGAAAUUGAUGUGAUUGAUGUUGAUCGUUAUGCACCACAGUCAUCGAUAGGCUUGGUCUCUAAGACUGAGAAGGAUGUAGCAGAAAAUGAUUACUUGGCCACGUGUAGCAGUAGCAAUAUGAUUAAAUCUGAAGAAAGUUCUGUUCAUAAUGGUGAGAAGGUGGAGUUUUUGGAGGGUUGCGAAUCAGUGGAUAUCGCUGGAACCAGCAAAAUGGAAGUUGAGAAUGCACUAUUAAAAGCUGACCUUGCUUCGGCGAUUGCUAUGCUCUGUGCAAUUGAUGUUGCAACUCGAUAUGACCCCGUAGAUGAAGGCACAAAGGAUGAUAUGUUGAAAAACGUGAAGGAGAGGACAGCUGAAGCUCUUCGUGAAAAAGAUGAGUUUGCCAAUCGCCUUCGCUAUAUGUUAAAUGUGAAGCAGGAGGAAUGUCUGUCUUAUGUGAAACGGAUUAAAGAGCUCGAGCAGAGAUUAUCAGAUAAGUAUUCCCAAGGGCAGAAUCUUGUGUCUGUUAAAGAUGUCUCUGAUUCUGGCAUUUCAGCUUUAAAGAAUGAUGGCUAUAAGUUGGAGAGUUUUGGAGAGGGGGAAAGUCGGAUACCUUACACGUCAAUGAUGCCUAUGGAUGAGUUAUCUAGUACAUCUGGAUUGGUGGAUUCCAAGAUAGAGCAUGUGACUGGACCAAGUAAACCAGGAGAAGGUGGAGAUGAGAGUAUGACUGAUCUUUCGGGCACACUGAAUAUGCGUUCUGUUGACUCCACACAUAAUUCUAUGGAUGCGUCAAUGCUAGAGCAGCCUCGGGAUGAAAGUCAGGUUGGUCCUCUUGUCAGUGAAGUGAAAAUGAUGACAGCCCAGAUGACCAUGGAAAAAGAUUCAUCUGGUGUCAACACUGAGAUUCCUGUGAAAAUGUUACCUUGUGAAACUGCUGAUGAGCCAGUUUUGGAGUCAAAAGACCUUGUACAAGACCUGCAAAAUGCCCUUGCAGAGAAGUCAAAUCAGUGCACUGAAAUGGAAAACAAGCUCAAAGCCACUAUGGAGGAGGUAAACUCACUUAAGAAAGAACUGGAGAUCAGCCGAAAUCUUCUUGAUGAAUCUCAGAUGAACUGUGUGCACUUGGAGAAUUGCCUACAUGAAGCAAGAGAAGAUGCCCAUACUAAUCUAUGUGCUGCUGAUAGAAGGGCCUCGGAAUAUAAUGCCUUGCGUUUAAAAGCAGUGAAGAUGCACAGUUUAUUUGAACGGUUUCGCAGUUGUGUUACAUCUGGUGCUGCGGUUAGUUUUGCAGACUCAUUCCGAUCUUUGGCUCUGUCGCUUGCCAGUUCUCUCAGUGAGGAUGAAGAUGACUUUACCAGGGAUUUCCAAGCAUGUAUAAAAGUCCUUGCAGACAGGGUAAAUUUUUUGUCCCGUCAUCGUUCUGAUCUCUCGGAUCGCUGUUCCAAGGCUGAAGUUGCACAAGUAAACCUUGUGAGAGAGCUGGAAGAGAAGAAUGAGCUACUUAAAAGCUUAUACAAUAAACAUCAGUUAGAGAAACAGGCAAGCAAGGAGAAAAUCACUUUUGGUCGCUUUGAAGUUCACGAGCUCGCAGCGUUUGUUCUGAACCCUGCCGGACACUACGAAGCAAUCAAUCGGAGCUGUCCGAACUACUACCUCUCUGAAGAAUCAGUUGCACUGUUCAAAGAACAACAUUCCGGGCGACCAGCAUACAUAAUCGGGCAGAUCGUGCAUAUCGAGCGGCGGAUUGUGCGGCCACCAGUAUCCGUCAGGACUCAGCAAGGAGAUCAAGUCGAAGCUUCGACCGGCGAAACUACCAACAACCGACGAUCUAUAGCACAAGGGGCUGCCUUGAACCCAUACAAUCUUCCCAUCGGCUGUGAAUACUUUAUAGUGACAAUCGCGAUGCUACCUAACACCGUUCAUUCUACUUCCUGAUCUCGCUGCUGGCUGAAGUGAAGGAGGAUCAAUUGUACAGUGCAUAGAAUUGACUCUGGUGGGGUACCUUUGUACAUAUGACCGGUUUCGCACUUUCUUCUGUACAUACCAAACUCUUUUAUGACGUUAUUAGCAUGUGAAUACAUGUAUUUUUUUUUUUGAA